AUUUUAAAAAGAAAAAAAAAAGAAGGAAGUCGGAGAAGAAAUAUGUGGUCUCAUACUACAAAGAGGGCUACGUAUGAUUGAUGACACUACGUGAACUAUGAGCAUGGAUCUUUGAUGGUCCGUUCAUAUUCGCAUGUGUAGCUUUCGGGAGCGUAUUAAGAGAUCUCGGUGAUUACGACAUCGCUUAAAAUAUAUUUCCAUGUAACUAUUAGCAUUAAUUUAUAUGUUAGAUUUUCCAUUCUUUUAUGUAAAAAAAAUUGCUAGACAAGUUGUAUAUUUGUAUAAAUAAGUCUAUUGGCUAAGUUAAUAAGAUAAAAGAAACUAUUAUACGUCUUAGAUUUCUUUUCUCCGACGCUGUGAUCAGCGGCGGUGUCAAAGAAAUACAGCUAGGACAGAAACAAAUUCUUUGGUGUUCUAAUUAAAAGUAGUCGCAACGGACAAUCGGAGGCAUGAAAACGGGGUUGCCGCUGCCGCUGAAAUUUUCAGCGUCGUAUUUGCUGGGUUGAAGUUGACGUUGCGGCUGAAUAAAUAGAUCCGUGUUGCUUUGUUUGUACAGCAUCUGCCGCCAAUCCGGCGUUUAUAAAACGAACAGCACUAACAUGUCAACAACCCAGACACCUAUUGGGCUUUCUUGUACCCAUCUACUAAGCUGAUUGCUUCACUAACACUGGACUUGGGCCUCCUCAUGUUUUUGAAACAUUGCUAAAUUUCACUAUAAGUAGAUAAUUUCUAUUUGUAUGCUUUUGCCACAUUUAAAAAUUGGGGGUGAUUGGUAGUUGUUGUAGAUGCUGUCCAUAGCCCUAUUUAUUUCUAUAGCACCAAAUUCAGAGCAAUCAAACUUUAGCUUUUUUUUUUGAAACCACAGCUCUUAAAAUAACCUACAGCUGUACAAAUGCUCUGCAGAGCUAAAUAUCCAAAGCAAUUUUUUAGUGCUUUCCAUAAAAUUCUACGGUAAUAAAAUGUAAAGCCACAGCAAAAAGUCUACAGCAAAAAUUUUAAAGUUACAGCCAUUACCAAUCAGACCCAUAAACGCACCAAAUUAAGUAAAAAACGGUCAUAUCAAUUUAGUUUUCCAUUUUAUUUUAAUCAUUUCCUUAUUACACCCCGUUAUAAUGAAAGUUAUAUCAAUAGCUGAUCAUUUCCUUAUUACAUCAAAUCAUAUCUACUAAAAAAGGUUUAGCUUAGUGAUUAUAUAGAUUUGUAUUUCUUUUUGGCAACUCGAAUUAUGUUAGAUAAGAAAAUCCUUCAGAAGAUAAAGGCAUCUCGUAUUGGACAUAUACAACACCCAGUUUAGGGUAAACAUAUACUUAUCUUAAUGUGAUAUUUAAAUUGAAUAAUUCAUACAUAUAAGCUCCAUUACUAUGUAACAUAAAAUAGUAUACACAUAUUUUAACACUCCCACACACACAAAUCAUAUAUAUCCAUACAUCCAUAUUCCAGCUCGUGUUUCUUUUCCAUCUCUUUGGGUCUUUUUUUUACCGGAGAUGUGUAGUAUGCUAACCUAAGAAAUGUAACAACAUUUUUGCUUUUGUUAAUAGAAUUUAACUUUUAUCAAUAAAAAGUGAAAAAAGGGUAGAAUCGACAUUGAGUUACAAAUCACACAAAAAUAUUAAUUACAUCUUGAUAAUAUUCUAACACUAAUUAUUUUCCAUAUGUAUGGUAGUAAUCGAUUGUGUUUCCCUUAUAUGUUCAUUAGACUUUCAAUGUCAUAAAUAUUCUUAUCUUGUUACCCUAUAAAUAAAGAAGCUCAAACGCUUGGCUUUGCCUCAUCUAAACCAAAAGUUGAAAAAAAAGAAGUGAAAUCGAUCGAGAUGGCGUCUAGGUUUCUGAUCUUGUGUGUCUCGUCUCUCUUCUUAUUCUCCCUCGCCGUCUCAAGUGCCCCCAUUAAUGAAUAUUACAAAGGAGAUAAGGUCUUCGACGUCAGAAACUACGGUGCUAGUGGCGACGGCAAAAGAGAUAACGCCAUAGCGAUCACAAAGGCCUGGAACGAGGCUUGUCAAUGGAGUGGUGGAAGCUCAACGGUCUAUAUACCUCUCGGAACAUUCUAUCUCAGUCAAAUAACUCUCUCUGGUCCUUGUAAAAGUUAUAUCACUUUUAUAAUCAGCGGAACCUUGUCGGCUCCAAGGGAUCCUAACCUCAUCAAACAAGAAGAAUGGAUCGAGUUCCGGUACGUAGACAAUCUCACCGUUACGGGAGGAGGGUUACUUGAUGGUCAAGGAUCUUACUCAUGGUCCCUCAAUGAUUGCGACAAAAACCCUAAGUGUCGUACACUAGCUAUCAACAUAGGGUUUGCGUUCGUUAGAUACUCGAGGAUCAACGGUCUGAGAUCUAUCAACAGCAAAAUGGGUCACUUCAACUUAUUCUCGGUCGAGGAUUUUAACAUUACAGGCGUGACCAUCACGGCUCCUGGAGAUAGCCCUAAUACCGACGGUAUCAAGAUUGGUAAAUCCAAGGAUAUGCAUAUUUACAACGUCACCAUAGCAACCGGUGACGACUGCAUCGCAAUACUUGACGGAAUUACCAACUUGGAUAUCUCUAAUGUCAGGUGCGGACCAGGGCACGGGAUUAGUGUCGGAAGCCUUGGCCGGUAUAAAGAUGAGAAGAACGUCGAGGGCUUGACCGUGAGAAACUCGGUUUUCAACGGUACAACCGACGGUUUACGGAUCAAAACAUAUGCUAGGUCUGUCUCGGAAAUUUCGGUCUCGAACUUCGUGUACGACAAUAUCCAAAUGCUCAAUGUCGGAAAUCCUAUCGUCAUCGAUCAACAGUAUUGUCCUCAUGGACAAUGCGAUAGUCCUGGAAAGUAUAAUUCUCAUGUUCAGAUCAGAAACGUGAAGUACAACAAAAUCUGGGGAACUUCGACGAGCCAAGCGGCUUUGAACAUGCAGUGUAGUAAAACGUUUCCUUGUCAAGACGUUGAGCUGUCAAAUAUCAACUUGAUGUACAAUGGGAGGGAUGGCUUGGCGACGGCUUUGUGUGAGAACGUUGGUGGUUCGGUUCGUGGCACGAUUGUGCCUUCUGGUUGUCGGAUUUGAUGA
Brassica napus (rape) is the source of this 3038-nucleotide messenger RNA. RefSeq names its product exopolygalacturonase. Gene Ontology annotation, molecular function: polygalacturonase activity. The record is from RefSeq and is a predicted model, not a curated record. Bases 1812 to 3035 code for a protein of 407 amino acids. Gene Ontology annotation, biological process: carbohydrate metabolic process. Lineage: Eukaryota; Viridiplantae; Streptophyta; Magnoliopsida; Brassicales; Brassicaceae. The transcript is spliced from 2 exons.